UUGAAGGCAAAGGUCAAACUUCAACAGCGUGUGUCUCUCAUGUCGGAUUUGUGUGAAAAGUGAUAGAAAUAAUCUUAAUUAUUAAUUUUAAUCAAGGGAUUUUACUUAAGAUUUAAAGAUUUGAAUACUUUACCAGUGCGUGUGAUGCUAUACGGCUGACAUGACAUGUGGUUUGAGGUAGAAUGAGCCCAGACUCUGGGGAUGAGUGACCCCUUGUCCCCGCGGGCCCCCAGAAAGGGCAAAAUUGUCAAUAUCAGGAUCAAGUUUUUGGAUGACACUGUACAUGUUUUUCAAGUCCCGGUCAAGGACAUUGGGCGGUCCCUAUGGGAGGCAGCAGUUCAUCAUCUACAGUUAGUGGAGAGUGACUAUUUUGGACUGCAAUAUGAGGAUUCUCACGGACUCAAGUGCUGGCUGGACAAUGAGAAACCGGUACUGAAACAGUUACCCUCCCCUGACUCACCCCUGGAGUUCCUGGUGAAGUUUUACACUCCAGAUCCAGGCAUGUUGGAGGAGUACACCAGGUACCUGUACAGUCUUCAGAUCAAGAAAGAUCUAGCUAAUGGAUCCAUGGUGUGUAGCGAGAACACAGCGGCUCUGAUAGCCUCCUACAUUGUUCAAGCUGAGAUUGGGGAUUUUAUCAUUGAGGAGUAUCGAGAUUACACAUACUUGAAGGUAUUGGGUCCAUUUGUACCAAACCAAACGGAAGACAUGUUGAAGAAAGUCGCAGAGUACCACAAGCAACACAUAGGAGAAAGCCCUGCUGAAGCUGAGGCAGGACUUCUAGAUACAGCCAGAAAAGUAGAAACUUAUGGAAUGAAACUUUGUCCAGCCAGGGACCACGAGAAUGUGACCUUGAGUCUGGCAAUAGCUCACAUGGGCAUCUUAGUCUUUCAGCAGUUCACUCGCAUCAACACAUUCUCAUGGGCAAAAAUACGGAAACUCAGUUUUAAGCGAAAACGCUUCCUCAUUAAACUUCAUCCAGAAACAUACGUUAGUGGACAGAAAGGUUAUUACAAAGACACAGUGGAGUUUUUCUUUGACAGCAGGGAUUGCUGUAAGAAUUUUUGGAAAAAGUGCUUGGAACAUCAUGCUUUUUUUCGCUGCCAUAGAAUCAAACCAGUGCCAAGAAACAAGACACGUCUAGUUAGUCAUGGAUCUUCAUUUAGAUAUAGUGGAAGGACACAGAAACAGCUGAUGAGCUAUGUACGAGAAAACCCCAUUACUCCACAGUUCCAAAGAUCUGUUAGUGGUAGGAUCUCUUCAAGUCGUAGUACGAGUGUUACACCAAAGAUCGCCUCAAAGACGAUGAUCCAUAACACACCAGACACCAAUAAUAGCCUGGCAUCUAGUGGUUCCCAUGUGGUGCAGAUGGAGAGAGUGGUGUCCCCAGGCAGGAGUGACCACAAUGAUACCCAGAGUAUGGACAGUUCACUCUCUGGAAGUCAUUCCCUCCACUCGCCGAAACUGGAUCACGUCCAGAGGAGUCGGGAAGGGACCCCCGGGGCUGAGGAAGAGGUUGACCAGGAGAGAGAAAACAAUGCUCUCAGAGAUUUACCUCCCCCUUAUCCAGGCUACCCCCACAUCCAGUCCUCCCCUGAGCCGCUGGAGAGUUAUGGUGCCUUUGGAGACAGGAAGUUCUCAGCACCUGUCCUCGGUUCCAAUGACAUGAGAGGCAUAGACCGUCAAGAAGAUCACCAUAUUGUCCGAAGCGAUGAAGUCGAAAACAUUCCAGAAACAGUACAGGAAGAGCCAGAUCUCGAAGAUUUCCCGCCCCCAAUGAUAAGGAGCAGUAGUGAUCUCAACAGAAUAUCCCCAGUCCCCGUGGAGACCCCCAUUGUGUAUCAGGAGGAGGAUGACUACCCUCCCCCUCCUCCUCCCCCACUGAAUGAAAGUGACCUCCAUCUGACCUCUGUGAACCAUAGGUCAGUCCCACCUGAUUCUGUGAUUAGUCAAACCGUGAUAGAGGAUCAUGGGAUACAUGGAAAUGUCAGUAUUCUCAGCUCGUCAAGGACGGAUGAUUCAGAAGAUGAUCCGAAAAAGAAAAACAAGAGACACCUAGUGGACAGAGCUUACUAUAUUGCCAAGGAACUCCUAAUGACAGAGAGGACUUAUAAGAAGGACUUAGAAGUCAUUACAAUGUGGUUCCAGAAUGCUGUACAUUUUGAGGACGGUUUGCCAGACUACCUAACCAACUUGUUUGUACAUUACGGGCCUCUGUACGACUUCCACUGUCAGUUCCUUAAAGAGGUGGAUCAAAGGCUCUCCAUGUGGGAGGGAAAGUCCAAUGCACAUUUAAAUGGAGACUACCAGAGGAUAGGGGACAUUAUGACAUCAACAUUUCCAAAGGUCUUACCACUUUAUAGAAAUUAUCUACAACGACAAGAAGAGAUUUUAUUGGACCUGGAGCUGGCAUUAAAGUCCCAUAAAACAUUUGAAGCCAUGUACAGAGACUUUGAGAAACAAAAAGUGUGUUAUCUCCCUUUGAAUUCCUUCCUCCUUAAGCCAGCACAAAGAAUUCUACACUACAAACUUAUUAUGGAACGUUUAACUAAACAUUACACACUGGACCAUCCAGACUUUGCUGAUUGUAAAAAUGCCUUAAGUCAGAUAAAUGCUGUGGUCACAGAAUUUAGUGAUUCUAUUAGGUCACAGGAGAAUCUCCAUAAGCUGAUAGAAUUACAGAGAGAUUUAGUGGGGAUUGACACACUUGUACACAGAGACAGGAUCUUCAUCAGAGAAGGAUGUCUGCAGAAAUUCUCCCGUAAAGGUUACCAACAAAGAAUGUUCUUCUUGUUUUCGGAUUUCUUGGUGUACACUAGCCGUGUGGCAUCCUCAGUUCUCCAGUUCAAAGUUCACGGACAACUCCCUCUACGAGGAAUGAUCGUAGAGGAAUCGGACCAUGCUAAAAUGGCAGUGGCCAACAGCUUCGCAAUCUAUGGUGGAAAUAAAUGCAUCUUAGUGGCAGCAAGUUAUCAAGAAGAAAAAGACAAGUGGAUUGAAGAUCUGAAUGCAGCCAUAAUACAAGCUAAAAGUCGUGGGGAUGAUAAGUUCAGAUAUCCUAGUCUCAAAUCCUCAACAAGUUCCUCAGACAAUGUAGGGGUGGAUGGUGAAGUGAAUGGGGUGUCACAGGACAAGAAUGUCCAGCACAGAGCCAACACCACCAUGCAUGUGUGCUGGCACAGGAAUACCAGUGUCAGUAUGAGGGAUCACGAGAGAGCAAUUAAGAACCAGUUGAGCGGUUACCUACUGAGGAAGUUCAAAAAUAGUAAUGGCUGGCAGAAGUUGUGGGUCGUUUUCACCAACUUCUGUCUUUUCUUCUUCAAAACAUAUCAGGACGACUUCCCUUUAGCCAGCCUGCCAUUGCUUGGUUACGCUGUAAACACACCUGAGGAUGAAGAUGGCAUUCACAAAGACCAUGUGUUCAAGCUUCAGUUCAAAAAUCAUGUUUACUUCUUCAGAGCAGAAUCUGAAUACACAUUUGAAAGGUGGAUGGAAGUUAUCAACAGUGCAACAAACAGUGCCAGAAGAAUCCGCCUCUUCAGUCGAUUGGACAGUAAUCAGCCAAUCAGUUCUUAGCAGUUCUCUUCUCUUUGACAGAAAUUAACCAAUCAGUUUUCAGCACAAAGUUGUUUUUUUUUUUUUUAAAUUCAAUCAUGGUAUUGAAAUUGGUUUAUCACAGCAGAGGCAUAUCUUGCAGUGAAAAAUAAUUUAGCCAGUGAAUUAAACAACAAAAAAGGCCUCCACAUACAGUGUUAUUGGUACGUUCACUGUGGAACUGCACAACAUCAUGUUAAAUUAAAACGAACAAAGAUUCCAUUAAAUUUACACAGAAAUCAUUUGCCCUAGUCAAGCUUUUCGCACUUUAGUUUUGUGUUUUGUUGCAUCUUGUUUUACAUGAAUAGAUUUUGAAUUUUGAAUUUCUUUGCAUUUUUUAUUCCCCUGCCAGCAGCUGUAUUAGAAUCUAUGCAAUAGUAUACAGUGUAAAUCCCUGUCUACAUUUGAUGUAUUAACAAAUUAUAGAUAUUAGAAAUCAAAAUCAGCAACAUCCAUGUAAACCCACUUCCAUAAAAGGCCUGUUGCCAGGUCAAAUGUACAUGUAUUUCAUAUGCUGCUAUUUUUUAAUUUCAUAUUCAUUAACCGUCACCCCCAGUAACAUGUAAUCAAAGUGUAUUUUAUUAUGGUAACUCUGUUAUAUGCAAUUUAAAGGAGAACAAAUUUUCACAGAAGGGAAUAAGAAGAUAAUGGCAGCAUUAAGUACGUCUAUGUUGUGAACCCCAUUCCAGGCUGUACAAAAACAAUAACGAUGUGUUGCUAUAAAGUAGAAACAAUGUGUUUAUUGUAAUUAUUAAUUUAACCAUAUUUAGGUAUUCAUUAGGAAACAUCUAUAUUUUUUCGUAUAAAUAUAUUAAAAGUAUUAUCACCUGAGUUACUCAUUGUAUAAUUUCUACAAAACAGUAAUGUCUAUUCUAGGUAAUGUUUUUUUUUUGGGGGGGGGGGGGGGUUCUUUAGAAACUCUCAAACUAAAAUUCAUCAGCUUUGUUUUUUAAAUGGGUUGUGUUAUUCAGUAUUCUGAGACUAUACCAACGACACAUGAAUUUAAUCUGAAACUUUGACAGUUAAUUAAGAAAAUGUUAAUCAGUAUGGAUGUGGUUAGGGAAUUUUUUAUUCAGAUUCACAUAAAACCUUCUCAUGCUUUGAUUUUGUUUUUUUUUUUAAUUUCCUGUACAAUGUAAUCAAUUUGCUUUUAGUCCAUUAAAUUUCUGUGAAAAAAAAAAA
This is a messenger RNA of Saccostrea echinata, 4776 nucleotides long. RefSeq names its product FERM, ARHGEF and pleckstrin domain-containing protein 1-like. Lineage: Eukaryota; Metazoa; Mollusca; Bivalvia; Ostreida; Ostreidae. Gene Ontology annotation, cellular component: cytoskeleton. Bases 202 to 3576 code for a protein of 1124 amino acids. Gene Ontology annotation, molecular function: guanyl-nucleotide exchange factor activity. The transcript is spliced from 28 exons. The record is from RefSeq and is a predicted model, not a curated record.